Messenger RNA from Hyaloscypha bicolor E, 447 nucleotides. RefSeq lists its product as uncharacterized. The record is from RefSeq and is a predicted model, not a curated record. Lineage: Eukaryota; Fungi; Ascomycota; Leotiomycetes; Helotiales; Hyaloscyphaceae. Bases 49 to 351 code for a protein of 100 amino acids. The transcript has a single exon.
AUUGAGUAUCUCGACUUCAUUCGUGGAAAUUGUGUGGAGUGUGAUGCGAUGCAUACUUCAGAUCCCCAAGAGAGCACCUAUCAAUCCCAAUCGAGCGCCGUAUUAUCCCGAGUGCCCACCAGGAUGCAAAGAUUGCACCUUCCUUCUUCAGAUACUUUGUCGAGUAUCAGGAAGCCGGCAGUGGCCUCACGCAACGUCUGUCUGGUCUUUGAAGAACUCCUUCUCUUUCAAUUGCCCUGCGUCCAAAGAACACAUCUGGUGGUCGUCUUCUCAGACUGCAUAAAGACAGAAGUUCCAUCGAGUUCCUUUUAUGCAGCUGGGAUGAGAAGAGCAUCCUCUCCACACUAUUGACGAAUCUUGGUCAUUGCGGCCUUGACUUAGCAUUGGCUAGGGACUUGGACUUCGAUCACAGUUCAGAUCCAGUGUCCCCUUUAUACUUCGCCGGCG